AUGGACGUUGCUAUGGGGGAUAGUGAGACCAAACCUUCCACUGAACACAGAUAUGUGCCCAAGAAUAGCAUGAAUGCUGUCACAAUCGCUGACUAUACUGCAGUCUGGGAAAAAGUAUCAUUUUUCGUGCAAUUGGCUCUGCGUGCCGAUUUGCAGGUCACACACCCGUUGUACCUCUAUUCACAUGAGGAUCUAUAUAGAAACAUCUACUGGACUUGUUGGAGGGGAUCGCAAGGAAGACUCUUUGGUGAUCUGAAAAAUGUCAUCAAAGAAACCCUUGUAUCCCUCAAUGGCCAGCUACAAUCUUCUCAGAAUCUAGACGAGUUUGUUAUGAAAUUUGCCGCGAUCUUGUCGAAUCAUUUACGAGCAAUUGACGUUCUUGGCAGCGUAUUUGCAUAUUUGGAUAGUACAUAUAUAAAAGAUGUACAUAAUGACAAUCUACGACAUGUAAUGGUAGAAAGUUUUGUGCAAAUUAUUCUAAAGGAAUCGGAGAUGCAAUUAAUGUACAUAUUCAAAAAAGUAAUUGAAAAUACUCCGAUAGCGAAUGCCAACAAAAUAAAAGAUAUCGUGCGGGAUCUAUUUAAGAUGUCUACAGAUAGCCUAUAUCUCAACCCAUUACUAUUUCAGAGUGUGAUAAGUGGUAUAAGGUUACCUCCUAAUUUUGAAGAUUUGCGAAUGAAGUAUAUGCAGUUGGAUACAGAGUAUCGUCUUAUGAGGGGAUAUAAUGACGAGCCUUCUGAUCCAAAAUGUUCUUUAUCGAAGAGGACAGUCAGUGCAAGAGAUGAAGACGACUAUAAUGCAAGUUCAUGCAAACGUCGACAGAUUGGGCCAUGA
Molecule: messenger RNA, 834 nt
Organism: Paraglomus brasilianum
Lineage: Eukaryota; Fungi; Glomeromycota; Glomeromycetes; Paraglomerales; Paraglomeraceae
Source: the annotation of a GenBank genome assembly